Messenger RNA from Megalobrama amblycephala (Wuchang bream), 764 nucleotides. RefSeq lists its product as uncharacterized. The transcript has 4 exons. Bases 81 to 764 code for a protein of 227 amino acids. The record is from RefSeq and is a predicted model, not a curated record. Lineage: Eukaryota; Metazoa; Chordata; Actinopteri; Cypriniformes; Xenocyprididae.
CAAACUGUAAACGCCCCUAACAGCGUCUUAAAAAGCAUCAAGUUUCAUCAGAUUCAUUCGCUUUCCUGCGCGUUUGGAAGAUGGCACGCUACUCAGGUGAGCAGGCUCUUCAGAUGGUCCUGGACAGUGAGGAAGAGUUCACUCUUUCCUCGGAAGAAGAACACGACUCUGACGAUGAACGUCUGCAUUUUGAAGAGCGACUUGAUCCAGCUGAAGAUACAGUUUCUGAUGAGAAUGUGGAUCCAUCACUCUCACAUUCACCUGCAAUUCCCACUAGGAGGGCACGCAGCAACACAGGCGGAAAUGAGAAAGAUGGAGACACUGUGCAGAGGAGGGUGAAAUCACAAGGUACAUGGAGGACAAAGACAUUUCCGUGUCCUGCACCUGUGACUGCAUACAACCAACACAUGGGGGGUGUCGACCUGUCUGAUCAGCUGAUACAAUACCACACAACACAACACAAAACAAUGAAGUGGUACAGAAAGAUCUUUCUACACUUCCUGGACACUGCUGCCACAAACGCUUUCAUUAUACACAAAGACCUAUACGAUACCAUGACCCAUAAAGAAUUCAUAGAACAGCUUAUUGCAGAGCUCUGUGGUGUGUCGUCACAGAAAGCAGCUCCAAAACAGACCAAAAGUGACCAUGUACUGGUUCCAGGAGCAGAGCUGACAUCAGAUGCAAGGAAUAAUGCCACCGCUGGUCGUCGGAACUGCAUGCUUUGCAAAGUACAGCUUGAUUCUCUGUUCACCACCUCUCACUGA